GAGGUUAUCCAUGUAUUUAGGGAACUGUCAACCUGAUAAUUAUUUUUAUUUCAAUUGAUCAAAGUAACCUCUUAGUUACUUGACUUGCUAGGCCACAUAGCCCUUUAAAGGCUGUUAAAAAGGGAAACUAAUAUUUUAUUUUAUUGAGCAUUUGCUACAUUUCUGGGCACUCUGCUAGGUGUUUUACAUGCACUCCCUCAUUUAAUCACAUUAACUUGAAGAAGGUCCUAUGAUCCCCAUUUUCCAGAUGAAGAAACUGAGGCUUAGAAAGGCUAAGUAGCUUGCACAAAGUUUCCUGGUUAGCGAGGCUGAGAAGCAAACCUGACACCAGAGAUUAUGUUCUUCCCUACCAUACUGACUUCCAAACACUCACGGAAACAAAAACAGGGAGGGAGACUCAGUCAGAAAGAUGCCACGUUCUUGCGACUUCUCUGGGUCCAGCGGAUCACGGUCUCCAUCGAGGUGGCAUGGAUAAGGAGGUGAGAGACAAUGCUGCCUACAUCUGAAGCCUCUGGCGGAGCCUGGCCUGGCAGCUGAGCUGCCCUUGGAUUUGGGACUUCAGGUGCAGCUUGGCAUGGAACUCAUGAGAAGUGCUUGAGUUUCCCCAGCUUUCUUCACCUAUGUUCACUGGACUGGUUUGGCUCUCAGAAUCUAAGGUGAGCUGGUAGAAAGGGGAGUUGAGCUGGGAGAGGUAGAAAGAAGCCCCGAGGAGCCUUCAGAAUCCAUUGCCAGUGUCCCUUUAUGCUGCCUGGGGUGCAGAGAGGCUCGCAAGCAGCAGGAGGCUGGGUGCAACUGAGCUUUGGACCAUCUUAAGGUAAAGGAACACAGUUCAAUAAACAGCUCCUGCAUUCAGCCCAAAGGAACCUCUUUUAACAAAGGAUUUAAGUGUGAAGAGUUUUGCAUCUUUUACUUUGAGGUCCAUUAUUAUAGGAAACUCUGUGUUCACCUAGAUAGUGAUACUUCUUUUUCUUUCCAUGAUGCUAUAUUUGAAAGAACCAUGAGCCAUUCCAGGCUUCAAGGAGGGCCCAGGAUACAUAGGAGCUGGUGGACAGCCCUCCCGAUGCAGGUUAAGAAAAUGGUCUGAGCUCCGGCUUCUGCAGCCCAGCAAGCACGGACAUAUGCCACUCUUGUCUCCAGAGAACUGGUGGCAGUGACUUCACCAGGAGAAAAACCAUCCCUCCACUUCAGGCCUCGACAGAAUGAGGUGUGUUGAGGAAGCCACUAGCUGGGAUUCGGCCUUUCCUGACCGCCCUUUCAUCACGCAGGCAGCCCCAGACCACUGAGCCGACAAUGGCCGAGAAGGGCGGGUGCAUCGCCAGUGUCUACGGGUACGACCUAGGUGGGCGCUUUGUCAACUUCCAACCCCUGGGCUUUGGCGUCAACGGGCUGGUGCUGUCAGCCGUGGACAGCAGGGCCUGCCGGAAGGUGGCCGUGAAGAAGCUCGCCCUGAGCGACGCCCGCAGCAUGAAGCACGCGCUCAGGGAGAUCAAGAUCAUCCGGCGUCUGGACCACGACAACAUCGUGAAGGUGCACGAGGUGCUGGGGCCCAAGGGCGCCGACCUGCAGGGCGAGCUGUUCAAGUUCAGCGUGGCCUACAUCGUCCAGGAGUACAUGGAGACGGACCUGGCACACCUGCUGGAGCAGGGCACACUGACAGAGGAGCACGCCAAGCUGUUCAUGUACCAGCUGCUCCGCGGGCUCAAGUACAUCCACUCGGCCAACGUGCUGCACAGGGACCUGAAGCCCGCCAACAUCUUCAUCAGCACCGAGGACCUGGUGCUCAAGAUCGGGGAUUUCGGGUUGGCACGGAUCGUUGACCAGCACUAUUCGCACAAGGGUUACCUGUCAGAAGGGCUGGUAACAAAGUGGUACCGCUCGCCACGCCUGCUCCUCUCCCCUAACAACUACACCAAAGCCAUUGACAUGUGGGCCGCCGGCUGCAUCCUGGCGGAGAUGCUCACGGGGAGGAUGCUCUUUGCUGGGGCUCAUGAGCUGGAGCAGAUGCAGCUCAUCCUGGAGACCAUCCCUGUGGUCCGGGAGGAAGACAAGGAAGAGCUGCUCAAGGUGAUGCCCUCCUUCAUCAGCAGCACCUGGGAGGUGAAGCGGCCGCUGCGCAAGCUGCUCCCCGACGUGGACAGUGAAGCCAUCGACUUUCUGGAGAAGAUCCUGACCUUCAACCCCAUGGAUCGCUUAACCGCUGAGAUGGGGCUGCAGCACCCCUACAUGAGCCCGUACUCGUGCCCUGAGGAUGAGCCCACCUCCCAACACCCCUUCCGCAUUGAGGACGAGAUUGAUGACAUCCUGCUGAUGGCCGCCAACCAGAGCCAGCUCUCCAACUGGGACAGGUACCCUGUGAGCCUGUCGUCGGACCUGGACUGGCGGCCCGACCGGUUCCAGGACACGAGCGAGGUGCAGCGGGACCCGCGCGCAGGCUCGGCGCCGCUGGCCGAGGACGUGCAGGUGGACCCGCGCAAGGACUCGCAGAGCAGCUCCGAGCGCUUCCUGGAGCAGUCGCACUCGUCCAUGGAGCGCGCCUUCGAGGCAGACUACGGGCGCUCCUGCGACUACAAGGUGGGCUCUCCGUCCUACCUAGACAAGCUGCUGUGGCGCGACAACAAGCCGCACCACUACUCGGAGCCCAAGCUCAUCCUGGACCUGUCGCACUGGAAGCAGGCGGCCGGCGCGCCCCCCACCGCCGCGGUGGCCGGGGACGCCGUGGCGCGCGAGGAGGAGCCCGCCAGCCUCUUCUUGGAGAUCGCGCAGUGGGUCCGCAGCACGCAGGGCGGCCCCGAGCGCGCCAGCCCGCCCCCCGACGGCCCCGAGCGCCGCCUGUCCGCCUCCCCGCCGGGUCGCCCCGCCCCGGGUAACGGGGGCGCCAGCCCCCAGUUCGACCUGGACGUGUUCAUCUCCCGCGCCCUGAAGCUCUGCACCAAGCCGGAGGACCUGCCCGACAAUAAACUGGGCGACCUCAAUGGCGCGUGCAUCUCCGAGCACCCUGGCGACCUCGUGCAGACCGAGGCUUUCUCCAAAGAAAGGUGGUGAGGGCGGAGGGAGCGCUCGAGGCCCCAGGACUGUGUGCGUCGCCCCCGAGGGGGAGGCCACCAGGGAAGCCCGGCCUGGCUGGAGGGGGCCGGCCUCUCGGCCCUUCCACCACCCCUUCCGCCCCUUUUGUUGCCUUGGCGUGAGCAGGAGCGAGAGGAAUGCCCGUUUCUUCAACUGCCUUAAUAACUAGCCUUUAACCUCUGGGAGCGGGUUUGAACAGGAGCCUACCUGGGAGUGGAUCCGUUUCCCAGAGAAGGGGAGGCCGUGCGUUUUACGGUGUGCAGGGAAGAAACAGCCCCUGCCUGGGUGGCUGAGUGCAGACGAAUCUUGCAGACGUGAUCUGAAACCAUCUGGCCCAACUAGCCUCGAAGGACAGGUGAGGAAGGCAGUUAGGCCAGGGAAAGCAAAGUGGCCUGAGAUCACCGAUGGUAUGGGAGCAGCUGUGAAGCCCAGUCGCCUGGCCCCAGCCAGCAUCCAUCUAUUAAAUAAUGUCUUCCUCUGGCUUUUCAGGCAGAAAAGUUGGUCUGAGCUGUUUCUUCCCUGCCCAUUACCAUCUGGCCUAUUCAAUGUCCUUUUAUUGAGAGCAAUGUUUCUGGCAUUCAAAAACUGGAAACUGCACCAAUUUAUUUCCCAUAGUCCCCAAGCAUAUUUAUCCUGGCCCCUUCCACACACCUGUAUUUGCGCACACCUGCAUGGUCUGAAAUCAUUGUUUUGGAUCAGACCAGGUAGGGGCUUUCGCAGGCCUGGGCGCACACCUCCUCCGGCUCUCCCUGUGCACUUUCCUGACACAUAUGCAGGCACAGACACAGCCCUAGUUCCCAAGUGCUCGUCUUACACAGGUGAGUUUGAAGACAGCACCCAAGAAUCCCUCCAGCCCGCCUCCAGCCAUUACUGCCCACCACGCGUCCUGCCCACUCCCACCACAGCCCCAGCCCCACUCCCUCCCCCCCAAACAGCUCCCCUCCACGCCUACCUCGUGACCUCAUGUUCUCAGCACAAACUGCUCACCUGGGUGACAGCUAUGAGGUGUCCUCCACAGAGCACGUGUGUUAGCAAAGGCUUCUUCCCAUGGAACCCAACAUGCCUCACUAAUACCACCCCUGGAUUUUGACACCCAUUUAGCCCUGGCAAAGAGUAGGCCCAAAAGAAAUGCAUCGCAGAGCAAAUGUCCUUGGGGACAAGGAAUCAAGAUAGGUAGGAAAGGGGGGUGGUGCCACAUUGGGGACCCCACAACAGAGGAAGGGACUUGAAGCAGCCAGGCCUGUCACAGUUUAGGCCAGGAUGGGUUUGGAGUGUGCAGACCCAGAGGGGCACUCACACACAAGCGUCGGGGGGAGGAGGGGGUAUGGGCAUAGCAGCCCUCGGUGGAAAAGGCAGGGAAGGCACUGACAGCCACCAGUCCAGGCCCCAGGGCUGUGCAGCAUUUCCAGUGCUGGUGUUCAGCCCCUCCCCCCACCCAUCCAUCAUCUCCCAAAGACCCCACAGGAAGCUUCCCCUGUCCAAAAGCAGAGCUUCCCCAAGGCUUGCCCUUGGGCUGUGUUCAUCCCACCUCCCAGCACCUUAAGUCUAAUCAACUAACUACGAUUUGUACAUUGAAACCUGCACCACAUUAGAAACUUAUAUUUAAAAAAUGGAGUUACUCCCACUGACCAAUUUUUAAAUGGAAAAUAUGUAAAUAUAAAGUGUUUUGAGUUUCUUUUUUAAAAAGGAAAUGUACAUCACCCUUCAUGUGCCAUUUUAUCCUCAGAGGGUGGCUUUACUUUUUUGGUAAAGGAACAAGCUGCUGACCUUGACCAGGCAUUCAUAUAUAAUUGUUGUUACAGAGGAAUUGUUAUUACUACUCAUGUUUUUAAAAAAAAUCUAUUAAAUGUUAAUAAACUUCAUCAGGAUGAGCAAAAUAAAGUUUUAUUGGAACAGAGCCAUACUCAUCCACUUAAGUAUUAUCUGAUCCUGUCUUUGACAGCAGUUGAGUCAUAAGAACCGGGCUGGCUUCUCCCUGUACGAGUGAAGGCUGGUUGUCUCCAGGGGUUGGGGUUACAGGGUGGGGACAUCUACACAGAUUGGGAAUCAGGGAGGUGACACGAGAAUCACCUGGGUCGAGCCUGGUGUCCAUGUUGUGGAUUUCAAACUGCAUCUUGACACCAAUUCCACACCUUCUGACUAGGGCUGGUCUCUCCAUCCAGUCACAAAAGUUGCCUAUAUCAUGAGUUUGGAGGAGUCAGUCAUCUGGAAGUACUUGCCUGUGACUCCACCCAUCUGAGGCUCACUCCUCUGUGUUACCCAUGUCAGAGUUGUUAGUUCUACCUCCAUUCAUUCAUCAACAAAUAGAAAUAUAGAUGUGAUGGUUUGGGGGUUUUAUUGACCCCAGAAAAGAUCAUGUUCUUAAAGCUAAUCCAUUCCUGAGGGUGUAGACCUUUUGUGGGUGGGACCUUUUGAUGAGGCUAUUUCAGUUGAGGCGUGCCCCAGGUGGGUCUUAAUCCUCUUAAUCCAGGGCCCUUCUCCAGAGGAUGAAAGACAAAGAGAAACACACAGGAACUCCGAAAGAAAGCCACAGACAAAGCAGGGAGAAGCUGAAAGCAACAAAACCCGGAAGAGAAGGACCAGCAGACGCCACCAUGUGCCUUGCCACGUGACA
Molecule: messenger RNA, 5677 nt
Organism: Choloepus didactylus (southern two-toed sloth)
Lineage: Eukaryota; Metazoa; Chordata; Mammalia; Pilosa; Megalonychidae
Gene: MAPK4
Product: mitogen-activated protein kinase 4
Exons: 6
Coding region: 1291-3042 (583 amino acids)
Biological process (GO): intracellular signal transduction; protein phosphorylation; cell surface receptor signaling pathway
Cellular component (GO): cytoplasm; nucleus
Molecular function (GO): MAP kinase activity; ATP binding
Source: RefSeq, a predicted model, not a curated record